This is a messenger RNA of Anopheles bellator, 2127 nucleotides long. RefSeq names its product THO complex subunit 4 (gene Ref1). Gene Ontology annotation, molecular function: mRNA binding. Gene Ontology annotation, cellular component: nucleus. The transcript is spliced from 4 exons. The record is from RefSeq and is a predicted model, not a curated record. Lineage: Eukaryota; Metazoa; Arthropoda; Insecta; Diptera; Culicidae. Gene Ontology annotation, biological process: mRNA export from nucleus. The coding region runs from base 225 to 1019 and encodes 264 amino acids.
GUCGAGCAGUCGGUGUCGCGUUCCGUAUGUUCAAGAAUUAAAACUUCAUUAAAAGCAACAAAAUAACUCCGCGGCAUUAAAUCGAUUCUUAAACAAGUUAUUUCACUCGAAGCAAUCUAGUUUGCGUGGAAAGUUCAUCACAGUGAAGCGUAGAGCAACGCAGUAAAACCGAAUCGUGAUCCUCUAUCGCGCGUCGUACGUGACCGACUCGGGAGAAAAACAAAAUGGUUGACAAAAUUGAGAUGAGCCUUGAUGAAAUCAUCAAGUCGCAAAAGGGAUCCCGCCCGCGCGGUGGCGGACGCCCGGGGGUGGCCAGCCGGCCACCCCGUCGCACGGCCAGUGGCGGAACCAGCGGAACCGGGUUCCGGUCUAACCAGCGCAACGGCAGCGGCGGUGGCGGAGUCCUGAAGGGACGUAAUCGUGGCGGAAUCUCCCGAGCACGCUACGGGCGGGGCGACGUGAACAGCGCAUGGAAGCAUGAUAUGUACGAAGGAUCGCGCGGCAAAAACCGCCUGAUGACAGCGGCCGGCUUCGGCACGGGCUCCGGAAGCGGCGGCGUGGCCAAACUGUUGGUGUCGAACCUGGAUUUUGGCGUAUCGGAAACGGACAUCAACGAGCUGUUUGCGGAGUUUGGACCACUGAAGAAUGCCUCAGUUCACUACGAUCGAUCCGGACGUUCGCUAGGAACGGCCGACGUUGUCUUCGAGCGGCGCGCAGAUGCAAUCAAAGCGAUGAAACAGUACAACGGAGUUCCGCUGGAUGGGCGACCGAUGAGCAUCCAGAUGGCCACCUCUGAAAUCCCCGUCACCCGCCCCCCACGUCCCGUGGUAUCUCCGGGACCUCCAGCGCGAUCAACCCGUAAACCGGUCGGCGGCCGCGGUGGUGGUGCAAAUAAACCGCAGACGGGACGUCGUCCAGCCGGUGGAGCAGGCGGUGCCCGAGGGCGGCAACCACGUGAAACCAAAACUGCUGAAGAGCUUGACGCCGAACUGGACGCCUAUACCAAAGACAUGAAGUAGAAAAUGGCCCACCCAACGGCCAUGCAAUGAGAGGAUGGUGUACUCUUGUUCGAUUACUAACCUUUUCAUGCAGUGCGUUGUCUUCGGUACGGGGUGAGCGAAGAUUUUAAGGUUUAAGGAAGAGCACGAGUGAGUGUGGACACCGCGCACUGGCCACACCUGUGCUUGUUUGUAUGCUGGACUUCAAGUGUACACCAUUUAAAAAUUUGCAGCGAAAGAUACAUAUUUACUCUUUCCGACGAUUAUUGUAAAUAGACAACGUAAACAAUAUAAAAAGGAACUCACGCAGCAGCAGCAGAAGCAAUUUACGAAUAGAUUCUUCAGAAUGGUGACGGUCUUUCGGGAGUGAAAAGCGUCAGGGUGUGGUGCAUUUACUGUGUCGUGAGGCAAUUAGGCAAACUAACGAGACAAACACCCUACGGCCAACCGCGUGGCUCUAUCCGCGGGUCAAUCCCCGAGAGAGGUGGUGUAGACCACGUCGUCAAAUCAUCGAUCAUCGCUGUGCUGCCUCAGUGCACGAUUCGCACUGUUCAUCUUUGACAACAGUAAUUAAGUUUCAUCCCAUCAUCAUCAUCAUCAUCGGAGAGAUCAUCAACAGCAGAUUAGUCGUUAGUUGUUGGUACUACUAUAUAGUGAAAUUGUAGUAGCAAAAACGAAGACAAAUAGGGUACGAGCACAUCGGAACUUAGUGCAGAACUAAAAAAGGAGUGAAUAAUUGCAGUUUUGAUAAUUUAGAUUGCAAAGGUGAUUUAGUGGCCAACUAAAGCACGAUCACCCAUCACAGAUCAUGCUUUCCUUCAUUUUCUCAGCGGACUAUAACAAACGUAGCAACAAAAGUUUAGUUUUUAAUCGAAACCGCCUCCACAACUCACUCGUAGGAUUUCGUCAACAGAGAGGCGCCAGAGAUCCACGCGGAAGUGAGGCACAAGAUAGGACACAGGUACCGGGAGGAGGAUUAUCACCGUGUAUCGCUUUAGUUUGGAAUCCCAGCAAACAGAAAGAAAGAAAGAGAAAGAUAGCGCGCGUCGCGGCACGAGAGAAUGUAGAGAGUGAAUUCCCGGAAGCGAAUGAGAACCAAAAUACUGAAAUAAAUUGAAAACGUGAUUCC